AUGGGCCGACAGAUCCUCGACACGGGCGACACGGGACUGGCAAAUCUGAGCCGACGAAUUAGCCGCCUAUUCCCCGUUGGCGGUUUGAUUUCCACUCCCACGCCACCGCAUCCAGUCCCGUUCCAGGCCACUGCUGCUGCUGCUGCCCACUCGCUCGUCAUGCCAGGCACCCGACAGCAGCACCAGCACGCGCCACUCGCGCAGGACGAGCAGCAGGAGGUCCAACUCAACAACGCCGCCGCUUCUGCUGCUGCGGUCACUCCACCGCUCCGCUUCCGCCUGCCCAUCGCCCCGCGCACACGACCAACGGCGACAGUGAGCACUGCGACUGCGCUGCAGGCUGCGCUCGAAGGCCGUCCGCUGACCCACGGCACGGCGUUCCACGACCCGCACGCGCUCGACUACUACGAGCUCGGCCACAAGGGCUACUCGUACAACCUGUGGCUCUUCCGUCCGAGUCCGAGUCCCACUGUCGCUGGUACUGUCAAGCACACUGAUGCGAAUCCGACUGCUGGAAGUGCGUCCGAGACCUCCCGCGAGCCGGGAUUGCUGAACAAGACCUCCUCGUCCGAGUCCUCAUCGCUGCUCAAACAACGGCUGCAGGACGCUACGACCAUCCAUGCAGAGACCUGGAUUGACCUGAGCAAUCUCACAGCCAACCAGUCGCUUGCUGUCUUCUCGCGGCGCACAAUGAGCUGGGACGGUCGCGUGCAUCCCGGCGCAAUUGGCUCGAUUGUCGACGACUGCUUUGGCUUGCUCUGCUUUUACAACGAUUGCGGCGGUGCAACGCUCAAUCUCACCCUGGAGCAUUUGGUGCCAGUGCCGUGCGACGCCGUCAUGCGCAUCCGUCCCCGGUUGGCCAAGCGCGAGGGUCGCAAAGUGUUCAUUGAAGCCGACGUGACGGACGAGACCACCGGACUGCUGCACUCGCGGGCCAAGGCGCUCUUCUACUCCAUGUUCUCCCGCGACCCGACACAAAUCAGGAACGAGCCAGCUUCAUCACAGCCGCUCAGCACAGAGGUCGAUGGCGCGUCGGAUUCUGCAGGCGAGCUUGUGCCGGCGGAAGGUCGCCUGCCCUUCCCUGGGCUCACCGAGGUCGUCGCCUUCGACGCGCCCCGCCCCGCGUGGGUUGAAACCCUCCAGAACUCGCUUCGGGAGCAGCACCUUGUCGACGUCACCGACUUUCUCUAUUUGCUCGUCGCGAAAAUGGGCAUUUCGCACAACGUGCUCUCCUCGCCCAAAAUUCGCUCGCGGUACUACCUCGAUUGCUCCCCGUCGAGCACCAACCCGGCCAGUGCCAUUCAAUCCCUGGUGGCAGUUUUCGAGUACACGUCCAUGGCCGAGGGUCCUGCGAUGGCCGUCCACGGCGGCGCAACGCACACCACUUGUGCCGAGAUUGCUGAAGUGUUGGGGCUGUUUUCAAGCAUGUCCGUGUCGGAAGCUCAGCUGUGGAUGGCAUCGCCUGCCACUGUCGAUGCGUUGGUCGCAAAGUAUCUCGCAGCACGCCCAAAGGUCCGGGUCACCGCUGUUUCCACCAACUACAAGGUCUUCAUGCCUCUGUUAAACUUUUUCCGAUGGUCGGCAAAGGUAACAUCGCGUCCGGCCCCCUCCCAGCUUGAACUCGAACUCCAAUGCGUCAAUCCCGAGACGGAUGUUUUGCAUGCCACGGCCACAUGUACCGUCGUGUCCGAAGGAGCCUCGCCAGUCUUGUCACGUUUGUAA
This is a messenger RNA of Capsaspora owczarzaki ATCC 30864, 1722 nucleotides long. RefSeq lists its product as hypothetical. The record is from RefSeq and is a predicted model, not a curated record. The transcript is spliced from 2 exons. The coding region runs from base 1 to 1722 and encodes 573 amino acids. NCBI's taxonomy places the organism in Eukaryota, Filasterea, Ministeriida, Capsasporidae.